GAGGCGGGGCUAUGUGGAGCUGGGCAGCGGAGCGGGGUGGUUGGGACUGACCCUGCGGUGGGGCCAUGGAGAAGCCGAGAUCUCAGGGAGCUGCUGGCGGCGUUAGCGGAGAGUCAGGAGUAACCCGGCGAGUGCCCGGAAGCGUCAAUUUAGUCGACGCUGGCUCCGGGAUGGCCUCCGGGGAAGUCUUGGUUCAAGAGUCUGGGUCUUCCCUGCACUCUGAGGAAAUCAGUCCUACUUCAUGCCAGUCCCUCGUGGAAGUAACUGCCCUCAGCUCCGGGUCCAACCAGAGCCUUGGGGAAGCCCUAGGCCACCACCGUGAACCCUGCACCAACUGCGCACACAAUCCACCCUUUACUGGAGCUAGUGUUUCUGGGACGUGGAGCCUAGGGUCUGGAGCGACUGGGGUGUACAACUCAGGAUGCAGUUCGCAUUCUGGGACAUCUUGCCUGUAUCCCCCCAAAUCUCGUGAAAUCCGGGGCAUCCUUAAAAGCAGUUCCAACCCAAAGUCUAGAGACACUACUCAGGAGCGGAAGAAGUAUCAGCACUGGGAUGAAAUGAACAUUCUGGCCACCUACCACCCUCCUGACAAGAGCUAUGGACAUAAGAAGGUGGAUGAACCCAGCACCCCCUACUACAGGUUGCCGGACAGUGAUGAGGACCUGUCCCCGGAGUCCUCCGGCCCACUGACUCCUGAGAUGCUAACAGAAAGGUUGGCCACAAUGGACAAUUUCUACCCCAAGGUCCUCCGGUAUGGUGACAACAAAAAGCCAGAGUCUACAGACAACUUUGCUAAGACAUACUCCAGUGAUUUUGAGAAGCACCGCAAGGCACACUAUGAUGAAGGAAAAUUCUUCAGGGCUUCGAAAAAUCUGCCCUUGGACAGUAAGAAGAGCAGCGAGAGUAAUGUCAGUGUGGACAGUAGCAAUCAGGUUGUGAUGAGUCAGGACUCGGAGCCCAGGUCCGUGGAGAGAGAGUGGACAGGAGGACUGACCAGAGGAGUCAGAGACAGAGGAAUCCUGGCUGCCAAGAAUCACAUCCUAAAAAACAAAGAUUCUUCUGCCUUCAGAAAUCAGUCCCAAGAGCUAGCCACUGGCUUAUCGCAGAAGGAGUUUGAGCUGAAACGCAAGGAGUACUACAGUAAAGGAAGAUACCUGCGAUGCUGUGCUUACCCAGAGUUUGAGGACGACAUAGAAGAUCAGCAGCAGGACUAUGAAACCCUGCAGCUUGGAAGAACUAAGGAGGAAGAAGGCAGACCACGGAAAAUGUAGCCAGCUGGGGAUGUGCUGGGGACCUACUUUCCCCUGCCCUUACUGCCCUAGGGGUGAACAAUAAAGAGAAGAGCAGGAGUCUGAGUACUGUGAGUUGGGGCCUGCUCUGAAACACUGAGGAGAGGGGAGGAAGGCAGGGAAAUUCAGAGAGCUGACAGAACAGAGAAGAAAGCUUGGAACUGUCCAGGCAAUCAGAACCUGAUCCAGGAAGGCCUUGCUGAAGCAGCGUACAAUAAUUGGUAUGAUUUAGCUAUACAUUUGUCAGUAUUGGGCCAGAGUGAUAGUACAGUGGGUAGGACAUUUUGCCUUGCACACAGUUGACCUGGCUUCUAUCCCCGGCACCCCAUUUGGUCCCCAAGCCCAUUAGGAAUGAUUCCAAAGUGCAGAACCAGGAGUAAGCCAGAGCACUGCCAGGUGUGGCCCCAAAAUAAAAAAAUA
Messenger RNA from Sorex fumeus (smoky shrew), 1709 nucleotides. RefSeq names its product protein phosphatase inhibitor 2-like. The record is from RefSeq and is a predicted model, not a curated record. Bases 66 to 1271 code for a protein of 401 amino acids. Gene Ontology annotation, molecular function: protein phosphatase inhibitor activity. The transcript has 7 exons. Gene Ontology annotation, biological process: regulation of signal transduction. NCBI's taxonomy places the organism in Eukaryota, Metazoa, Chordata, Mammalia, Eulipotyphla, Soricidae.